UACUACCAAAGCAGAGCAGCAAGGAUCUUCUGAAAACCCAACAUGAAAAACGCUCUAUAAAAGCAAACCACUCUUCUAUACCCUUUUGUAUCAUUUUUUACUCAUUUGCUCUCUUCGUCUUCUCCGCCACUUCCUCUCAGAUCCAUUUUCUUUAGAUCCCAUCAAUGGCUUCUGUUACUGGAUCUUCCUUCGCCAUCUCUUCCCUUUCCUCCUCCUUCAACCCCAACAAGGCAUGUUUGAAGACAUCCUCCCUUUCUAUCAAGGGAAUAAGCUUCCCUUCCCUCAGAGUGAAGCCAGCUACUCGUCGCUUCAGCAUUAGCUGUGCGGCUAAACCAGAGACAGUUGACAAAGUGUGUGAAAUUGUGAAGAAACAACUGGCUCUUCCCAGUGAUUCUGCAGUCAAUGGAGAGUCAAAAUUUAUAGCACUUGGUGCUGAUUCUCUCGACACGGUUGAGAUUGUCAUGGGACUUGAGGAAGCAUUUGGAAUCACUGUGGAAGAAGAGAAUGCACAGACUAUUGCAACAGUUCAAGAUGCUGCUGACUUGAUUGAGGAUCUCGUCGCCAAGAAAUGUUAAGAGAAGAGAAAGUUGAGUUGUAGUAGCUUGGUAGGAGGGAAGGAGGUGUCAUUUUGGUUAUAAGUUUGCUUUUUAUCUAUUUAGUCAUCAGUUAAUGGUUUAUAUCGAGUUUUCUAUUGCAGUCUUGUUCCAAUGAGCUUUGUCUUAGAUAAUAGGAUUUCUUUCAUCUGAGAGGAACUCUCAUUCAUGCUUGUUUGUUUCAUUUUCUGUAAGACUGAUCAUAUUUAAGGACAUCCUUUGGUAAGUAUC
This is a messenger RNA of Solanum pennellii, 824 nucleotides long. RefSeq names its product acyl carrier protein 1, chloroplastic-like. Bases 165 to 575 code for a protein of 136 amino acids. The transcript is spliced from 4 exons. The record is from RefSeq and is a predicted model, not a curated record. Lineage: Eukaryota; Viridiplantae; Streptophyta; Magnoliopsida; Solanales; Solanaceae. Gene Ontology annotation, biological process: fatty acid biosynthetic process. Gene Ontology annotation, molecular function: phosphopantetheine binding; acyl carrier activity.